Eutrema salsugineum is the source of this 2298-nucleotide messenger RNA. RefSeq lists its product as uncharacterized. The coding region runs from base 1426 to 2298 and encodes 290 amino acids. The transcript is spliced from 2 exons. The record is from RefSeq and is a predicted model, not a curated record. Lineage: Eukaryota; Viridiplantae; Streptophyta; Magnoliopsida; Brassicales; Brassicaceae.
CUUCUCUUUUGCUUGUUGGCGUGUAAUAUUCAUCAAGUGUGUCGAUUCUCUUUGGGAUACCAGCUGGUUGGUUGGAUCAGCGGCAUGAUAAUCCAACUAAGGGCUUGAAGAUUUAGAGGCUUUGCCUUCCAGUCUCAGCGGAUCUACCCAUACUUGUUUCAACCAUUAUGUUGUUUAUUGGAUAUGAUUCGUCUAACGUUAGUGAUAUUUUUUUUAUGUUCUUAAGAGAAAUGUCUCUUUUUUUGGGCAUGUGUUCCUCCUAUCGGAGAUAAAGCUUUUGUCUAAAGAAUUUUUGUCUCUGCCAAGGUUUAUAAGUCAGAAUCAAUCUACUUUCAUUCAUUAAGGAGAGACUUCUUAUGGAGAAUGUUUUACUAGCUACAGAGCUAGUAAAGGAUUACCAUAAAGACUAUAUCUCCAAGGUGCUCAAUGAAGAUCGAUAUAUCAAAGGGUUACUAAUUCUGUCCAAUGGAAUUUCCUGCUGAACACGCUUGAGGCACUUCACUUCCCGAAGAGAUUUAUUCACUGGAUUAGAUUGUGUGUCUCCACGGCUUCUUUUUCAGUACAAGUCAAUGGAGAUCUUGCAGGGUUUUUUCGAAGUGAGCGGGGGAUAAGACAGGGCUGUGCUUUAUCUCCUUAUUUUUUUAUCACAUGCAUGAGUGUUUUAUCCCGUUUGAUUGAUAUCACAGCAGCUAAUGGCAGGAUUGGGUAUCAUCCUAAAUGCAAAACUAUACAGCUUACACACCUCUAUUUUGCUGAUGAUCUAAUGGUGUUCAUUGAUGGGACCAAACGAUCAGUAGAAGGAGUCAUGAGGAUCUUUGACGAGUUUGCAGUCUUAUCUGGGUUGAAGAUAAGUAUGGAGAAAUCCACUCUUUAUUUGGCAGGGGUUCAGAUCGAAAUAGAGAGGAAAUCCCAGAGAGAUUCCCAUUUGCGACAUGGCAGCUACCCGUUCGGUAUCUUGGGCUUCUGCUACUAAGUAAGGGUAUCACAAGGGCAGACUAUACACCGCUGAUUGACAGAAUCAAAGCCAGAAUAAGCUCAUGGAAAUUUUGGUUCCUAUCUUUUGCGGGGAGACUACAAUUGCUUAGCUCAGUGAUUGCAAGUCUGAGCAAUUUUUGGAUGACGGCGUACAGACUUCCGAGUGCCUGUUUUAAGGAGAUAGAAAAAAUAUGCUCAGCAUUUCUAUGGUCUGGUCCGAGUCUCAACCCGAAGAAGGCUAAAGUAGCAUGGGAGGUGGUAUGUAGGCCACAAUGUGAGGGAGGUUUGGGUCUGAAAGUUUUAAAAGAGGUGAAUAAGAUUUCAUGUCUGAAACUAAUAUGGAAGAUUUUUUCAUCCUGUGAGUCUUUGUGGGUUAAAUGGGUUCACAGCACUAUCAUCAACAACCAUUCCUUAUGGUAUUUAUAGGAAACAUCGAGUGGGGGUUCAUGGAUGUGGAAAAAAAUUCUUAAAUUCAGAGAGGAAGCGAGGGGAUUUCAUAAGGUGGAGAUCAAAGAUGGUUAUAGUAUUUCUUUCUGGUAUGAUAAUUGGUCCCCUUUAGGAAGGAUUUUGGACCAUACGGGAGUGAGAGGGACAAUAGACAUGGGAAUAAUUGGACUUCAAGCCACUCUAGCUGAGGUUCUUAGUUCACGCAGGAGACACCACAGAGCUACAAUUCUCAACAACAUCGAACGAGAAAUAGCAACUCGAACUCAGGCUGGUGUAAGAGACGGAAUGGAUAUCUCAUUAUGGAAACAUGCAGGAGAUAAUUACAUCAGACGAAGAUACCCGAAGAAUGACUGGUACAAAGGCGUUUGGUUUCAUCACUCGACGCCAAAAUACGCUUUUCUGACCUGGAUCGCUAUUCAGAACCAGUUGUCUACGGGUGAUCGGAUGAAGCAGUGGAAUGCAGGCCAACAACAUGCCUGUGUUUUGUGUCAAAACGGAGUCGAGGAAACGCGACAACAUUUGUUCUUCUCGUGUAUCUUCUCCUCUGAGGUAUGGAAAGUUCUGGUUGCUCGCCUUCUUGGACCUGAAUACACAACGACUUGGGAGGAUCUUAUCACUCUGCUACACAGCUCUAGACUGGGUCACCUUUUAUACACUUUCCAAGCUACAAUCUAUUAUAUAUGGAGGGCACACAAUGCUCGUAGACACGGGGACAAUCCACUCUCAACAUCCCGGCUUGUUAAACUUGACAAGACUGUUCGUAACCGCAUAACUACCAUUAGAAGAAAGGAGGAUCGAUCAUACGAUGAGCUAAUCGUGUGGUUUUCUACCCGUCCACCUGAGCAUCUAUUACGAAUGGUUUUCAGAAUCUUUUAA